Molecule: messenger RNA, 1753 nt
Organism: Brassica rapa (field mustard)
Lineage: Eukaryota; Viridiplantae; Streptophyta; Magnoliopsida; Brassicales; Brassicaceae
Product: probable trehalose-phosphate phosphatase G
Biological process (GO): trehalose biosynthetic process
Molecular function (GO): trehalose-phosphatase activity
Source: RefSeq, a predicted model, not a curated record
CUUUUUCUCUCCUUCUCCUCUCUCAUCUCUCUUUCCCUAAAACUCGGGAUUUUCAGUAUAUUCCCCCUGCAAAUUUCAGGGUUUUCGUAAAGAAGAAAAAACAAAAAAUCUCCUUCCCCGAUCUCUCUAAAGAUUCUCUCUUUCCAAAAGGAGAGAAAAUCUGCAUUCUCCUCCCUUCUUCUUGGCGCCUGCUGCUGCUUUGUUCUUUCCAGCUCGUUUGAAUCAGGUUUUGUAGUUGAAGCUCAAGAUCAGCCUAACAGUGUAUUACUUGUAGUAAAAGCCUUAGAGAUGAUAAGUGUUAACUUUUAAUGGACCGUUCACCAACAAGCAGUGACAAGAAAACAUUGAAGAAGUGGUUUUUCAUUGACAAAACAGUCGGAUAAAAAGCGUUCCUAUCGAAUUUUCUUGUCUGAAAGCAUUUUGAUUUGGAGUUGGAUGGAUAUUAACAUAAACAAGACGACCCCUGUUCUCUCUGAGCCUACUACACCAGUCAGCAAAUCAAGACUCGGAUCAUCCUUCCCUUCAGGUAGAUUCAUGAGUUUGAGGAAGAAGAUCCCUAAGCUCGACGAUGUUAGAUCCAAUGGUUGGUUAGAAGCAAUGAUUUCCUCUUCCCCGCCACGUAAGAGGCUUGUCAAGGACUUCAACAUCGAGAUUGCUCCUGAAGAUGACUUUGCUCAACGGGCUUGGAUGCUCAAGUAUCCUUCAGCGAUUACCUCUUUUGGGCAUAUUGCAGCUCAAGCUAAGGACAAGAAGAUAGCUGUGUUUUUAGACUAUGAUGGAACACUUUCCCCAAUAGUCGAUGACCCUGAUCGUGCCAUUAUGUCUGAUGCGAUGCGUGCUGCUGUUAAAGAUGUGGCCAAGUACUUCCCAACAGCAAUUAUUAGUGGUAGAAGCCGUGACAAGGUUUACGAAUUGGUAGGACUAACCGAACUCUAUUACGCGGGUAGUCAUGGCAUGGACAUAAUGACUCCAGCAAAUGUUAAUGGGUCACCUGAAAACCCCAACUGUAUAAAAUCCACUGACCAGCAGGGUGAGGAGGUAAACCUCUUUCAGCCUGCCAAAGAGUUCAUACCGGUCAUCGAAGAGGUUUAUAAAAAUCUCGUUGAGCUAACUAAAUCUAUCAAAGGUGCAAAAGUAGAGAACCACAAGUUCUGCGCCUCUGUUCAUUACCGUAACGUUGAUAAGGAAGACUGGCUAAUCGUUGCUCAACGCGUUCAUGACCACCUGAAGCAAUACCCUCGUCUGCGUCUAACUCACGGGAGAAAGGUUUUAGAAGUUCGUCCUGUGAUAGAGUGGAACAAAGGGAAAGCAGUGGAGUUUCUGUUGGAAUCUCUCGGAUUAAGCAACGAUGAUGACUUCCUCCCAAUCUUUAUCGGAGAUGACAAGACUGAUGAGGAUGCCUUCAAGGUACUAAGGGAGAAGGAGCAAGGAUUUGGAAUAUUGGUAUCGUCCGUGCCUAAAGAAAGCAAUGCGUUCUACUCUCUUAGAGACCCCUCAGAGGUAAAGAAGUUUCUCAAGACUUUGGUGAAAUGGAGAAAGAUGGAAGACUCCACAAGUAUUUGAUGAUUGUGUAGGAGUAUCAUAAGAGCUUCAUCCAACGCUCUACUUGUUUUUUUUGUUUUGUUUCACUUUCUAGUUUCUGUUUUUAACAGUUUCGGCAUUUAUAUUUUAAUUUAUCAUUUUUCCAUAUUAUCCACCAAUUAAAAUGUAUUACAAUUAAGAAUUUUCAUUAUUCAUUUCAUAAGUUUCUUAA